This is a messenger RNA of Schistosoma haematobium, 2316 nucleotides long. Its product is annotated as Dual specificity protein phosphatase 23, variant 2. Lineage: Eukaryota; Metazoa; Platyhelminthes; Trematoda; Strigeidida; Schistosomatidae. Gene Ontology annotation, biological process: protein dephosphorylation; cilium assembly. The record is from RefSeq and is a predicted model, not a curated record. Bases 1 to 453 code for a protein of 150 amino acids. Gene Ontology annotation, molecular function: protein tyrosine/serine/threonine phosphatase activity. The transcript has 3 exons.
AUGUCCCAUCCACCGUCCAACUUCUCUUGGGUUUCGAAAUCUGUAGCCGGGUUCGCCUUUCCAUGGGAAAAGUAUGAGCUAGAAUAUCUAGUAGACAACGCUGGGAUAAGCCAUAUAAUUACUUUGUGCCAUGAAGUUCCCCAGUACAUUUCGGAUUUUACGUCGGUUAAACAUUAUCACUUACCUGUCGAAGAUUUAACCUCUGCAAGCUUGCCUGUUAUUCAGAAAGCAAUGGAAAUUAUCAAACGAGCUGAAACAAAUAAUGAAAAAGUUGGAGUUCAUUGUCAACUGGGUAGAGGUCGUGCGGGAACAAUUUUAGCGUGCUAUCUUGCCUACAAAAACAAUCUUGAUGCCAAUCAAGCCAUUAUAGAAUUGCGUCGACUUAGGCCAAAAUCAAUUGACGAUGAACAGGAAGAAGCUGUGAGACGAUAUGUGAAGUCAAUCAAACAGUAAUGACGUAAAUUGGUUGACGAAAACGUGUUACUCAUACAACAAAUUGUAAUUUAAAUGGUUCCUUUUUAAAGGGGCCCAUUCAUUGUUACAGUGGGAAAAAAAUCACUAGUCGUUUUAAACCAUUUCUUAUUCUUAUUUUAUCAUUUCGCAUCCGACAAGAAACACAGUUCUGUUAUAUUGACUGGAAAUCUUAUUUUCUAGUAUCUUCUCAUGUGUUCAGUAUGUUGGUCAAUGAUACUGUCUACUUUUUGGUAUUUCCUCAAUCAGUUUCCUAAGCGAAUUAUCAGUUCAAUCAAAUUAGUCAUUCCGAUAACCCAUUAUGUAUUAGGUUAUCAUAACACCUAACUAUUCAUGAAAACUACUAACCUUGUCUUUAACUAAAACUGUCUGCCCAAUAUUCAUCAUUGUAGUGUAACAAUUCAUCAUCAACGACUACUGUAUAAGAUCACAAUUAUUCAACUAGAGAAGACUUGUUCAAACUUCUGAAUUACCUACUUUGUAACUGUAAAAAUUUGCAAUAACGGUCACCGUUUUAGGUUUGUUUUAACUGUUUGCACAUGCAGCUUAUAGUACAUUUAUCAUACUGAAACGUUGGAAUUAGUUGGAAGGAAAGCUUAUGUCUGGAUUGUCUGUUAGCUAAGGCUCAUCAGGGAAUUUUAUUUUUGACCACAAAAAUUCGGAUGGUGCUCAUUUUACACUAAAUCAAAUGCCAGUUUCUAUUCACUUUGUUUAUGUUACUUGUUUCGGUAAACAUUUUAGACUGUGAAUGCUUGUUUUUUUUAUAAAACAUGUGUCUAUUGCGUUUCCCAAUCGGGUAGUGAUAUGGUAAGCCAAUCAGAAGUAGCCAAAUGAGGUCAGUCGGUUUCAAUCAGAAGUGACCUGAAGGACAAGUGUAUAUCAUUGGCUAAGAAAUUAAUUUCCUAAGGGAUAGAGUUAUAUAUAUAAUGAGUAUUUGUGCAUUUUAUUGGAUAGCCCAAUAUACUUUCUCGUUCACUCUUAUGUCGUCGCUCAAAGUAGUCAGUUGGGGGGAUAGUGUGUGUCAUAUCGUGUAUCAGUAUCAGAUUUCGGAUACCACCUAUCAUAACAGGUAGUACCAUCAAGUGUUUGUUAACAUAACCUUCUAUAUGAUCGAAUGGGAUUCACUUAAUGCAUCAGAGAAUUUCAAUAGAUAAUGAUUCACUUUAUCGGAUUCUACGUAAUAGAUCAUAGACUUUCCAAUGUUACUGGCAGUGUAGGUAGUUUUAAUGUUGUGAUGCGAAUUACAAAAACUAGUCCUCAACUCUAGUCUGUGCAAUAUCAGGAUUUAUUUUGGCUGUUCUAAAUAGUAAUAAUAAUAUACAACUACUGGUUUCUUGAAUCGAAUUUCCAAACAAAAGUGUAUAUCGUUUUAGGUCACUUAAUUUCAAGUUCCAUCAGAUUUACAUUUAUUCUUUAUAAUGUGUCAUUAUUUGUGGUUGUCUUUUUCUAAUCGGCAACCAAACAAUUCGAUUCAUUUGCGUUAACUUUCUCAUGUGUAAUUUCAUUACUCCGUUACGGUGAGUCAUAUUGCGUUUAUGUUGUUUGCGCUCAUUUCAUUUGAUGGUUUAGCUUCAUUUUCUUCUUGUUUAAACUUCUUGAAAAGUUUAAAUUAUCAAAAAACCUAACUGUAGAUUUAAUCAUUUUGAACAGCACAUUGUAACUCUUGACAGUUGAUCCUUUUGUUCUUACGACUUGUGAAUUCAAAUGUUCUUGCUUUAAAGCAUGUUGACCACCUGUUAAACAGGACUCAUAGAAAGAUUUUGUUAAACUUUUAUUAUAUAUAUAUAUUAUCUGGAAUACAAUUAAUUUAACACCAACUUAUAAAAUAUAUUUCUACUUUAGCUA